AUGUCGCGGUACUCUUUGAGGCAGACUCCCAGGAAGUCGGAGCUCUUCGACGGCAUGGUCGAGACUCCCGGCCGUCGCUCGACGCGCCGCAAGUCACAGUUCCCCCUGGACGGCUCCGACGCGGACGGCGAUUCGAGCUCUGCAGCCGAGACAGUACCCAAGCCGGCCCGUUCCGUGAGAAAACGCGUCCCUAAGUUCGUCGAGCACAUCGAUGAGACGUCAGAAGCCGAAACCCCCAACGAGGAGGCCUCGGCCCCCCUGGCGAAGCGCAAGCCUGUCGCGAAUGGGAACCAUGCCGAACACAAAGCCAACAGCGCAACCAAUGGAGUGGCCAAUGGUUCCGCCAAUGGUUCCGCCAAUGGAUCUACAAAGGGGAAGCAAGCGGUGGUAGUCGACGGCUGGGAGCCAGGAAUGGACCCCAAGGUCGACUACUCUGGCAAGUUCGAGUUUGGCGGCUCGCUUGGGGUCUCUGCCCUCAUGAUCGGCUUCCCUGUGCUCAUGUGGUAUAUGUGGAUAGGAGCCACGUACUACGACGGCAAGCCGCCCAUGCCCGCGGCCGGCGAGAGCUGGUCAGACUUUGGCAAACACCUUGUCAACCUGGUGUACACCGGCGCGUACCCUUCCCUCAAGGCCUGGGCCAUGUACUGGGUCUUUUUCGUCUUUGAGGGCGCGCUGUACUGUCUCCUGCCCGGUAUUUGGGCCUAUGGAAAGCCGCUGCCCCACGAGGGCGGCAAGCAGCUCAAGUACUACUGCUCCGCCGUCCCCGCCUUCUACACCACCAUCGUCGUGGCCGCCGCCCUGCACUUCUCGGGCCUGAUGCCGCUCUACACCAUCAUCGACGAGUUUGGCCCUCUACUGUCCGUCGCCAUCCUCUCCGGCUACCUGGUCGCCAUCGUCGCCUACGUCUCAGCCUACGCCCGCGGCGCCACCCACCGCAUGACGGGCUACCCGCUCUACGACUUCUUCAUGGGCGCCGAGCUGAACCCGCGCCUGUUCGGCAUCCUCGACUUCAAGAUGUUCUUCGAGGUCCGCCUGCCCUGGUACAUCCUCUUCCUGCUGACGUGCGGCGCGGCAGCGCGGCAGUACGACCAGUACGGCUACGUCUCGGGCGAGGCGGCUUUCCUGCUCAUGGCCCACUGGCUCUACGCCAACGCCUGCUCCAAGGGCGAGGAGCUCAUCGUCACGACCUGGGACAUGUACUACGAGAAGUGGGGUUUCAUGCUCAUCUUCUGGAACAUGGCCGGCGUGCCCCUGAGCUACUGCCACUGCACCAUCUUCCUCGCCAACCACGACCCGGCCGAGUACCGCAUGAGCCGGCCCCUCCUCGCCCUUCUCUUCGCCGCCUACAUAUUCGUCUACUGGGUAUGGGACUCGGCCAACAGCCAGAAGAAUCGGUUCCGCGCCGCCGAGCGCGGCACCAUGGUCAUGCGCAAGACGUUUCCCCAGGUGCCCUGGCAGACGCUCAAGAACCCCAAGACGAUCAAGACGUCGACCGGCGACGACAUCCUCGCCGACGGCUGGUACGGGCUCGCGCGCAAGACGCACUACACGUGCGACGCCUUCUUCGCCAUCUCGUGGGGGCUCAUCUGCGGCUUCAAGAGCCCCUUCCCCUGGUUCUACCCGGUCUUCUUCUGCUGCAUGAUCGCCCACCGCGCCCUGCGCGACAUUGAGCGCUGCCGCAACAAGUACGGCGAGGCGUGGACGCAGUACGAGAAGCAGGUGCCCUACCUCUUCAUUCCG
Messenger RNA from Thyridium curvatum, 1740 nucleotides. RefSeq lists its product as uncharacterized. The annotation marks the transcript as partial. Gene Ontology annotation, biological process: ergosterol biosynthetic process. Gene Ontology annotation, molecular function: Delta24(24-1) sterol reductase activity. Gene Ontology annotation, cellular component: endoplasmic reticulum membrane. NCBI's taxonomy places the organism in Eukaryota, Fungi, Ascomycota, Sordariomycetes, Thyridiales, Thyridiaceae. The transcript has 2 exons. The record is from RefSeq and is a predicted model, not a curated record.